Messenger RNA from Glarea lozoyensis ATCC 20868, 333 nucleotides. RefSeq lists its product as uncharacterized. NCBI's taxonomy places the organism in Eukaryota, Fungi, Ascomycota, Leotiomycetes, Helotiales, Helotiaceae. Bases 1 to 333 code for a protein of 110 amino acids. The transcript has a single exon. The record is from RefSeq and is a predicted model, not a curated record.
AUGGUAAACCUCAUCGACCUCCUCCAGUCCAAGCUGGAACUCUUUCGUCUCGAACAACGGUACACCCGUCGACGCAAUCGUCGCUCAACCUUCGUCUCGGAAGCCCAAUACGUUGACGGCGAAUACAUCUACUCUCCUAGUUCUGCGAAGUUCUCCACUGGCAGCGAUAGCGAUGAAGAACGUGCGAGCAAGGAGAAUAAGUCAAAUAAGCGGAUGAGUCGCUUGGGACUUGACAAAAUGGACUGGAGAAAGGGUGCAAGAGAGGAAAGGACUCCCAAAGUCAGCGUUAGGGAGGUCAGUCAUGAGGAGGGAAAUCGCUCGAUGAGGGGGUGA